CAGACCGAUUACAAUGGAUGAAGACCAGUAUUCCUAUCCUGAAGAAAGUGUUCCCCUGUCAUCACAAUCCUGGUUCUGGAAGAAGAAUUCUGUUUCUCCUGCUGCUAAAAGCCAAAGCAAAACAGAAGCUUGGUUGCGAACAGUUAUCCCUCCAGGCUCUCAAGCGCCUGAAGAUUCAGUAAGAAUUGAUCCUGAAACUAAACCGCAGGCCACCAUUCAUUCAUCUGUUGCUCUACCAGGCAGCAUUAUUGAUUAUUCAGAAGAGAUACAAGAGGAUCCUUCAUGUAUGAUUAAAAGUGUAAUGACUGAAGAAAUACCUGAAGAAUAUGGAGAGGGAAACUCAUGGCUCCAUAAACUUGGAAUUAAUAUAAACAAGUGGUCAUUUCUGAAUUCCCUGUUUGGAUGGAGUGAAAACAACGUUCUAGAAAAAGUAGAUCAUGUGAAGACAUCUGGAGUUUGUUCUGAUGCUGGUCACAAAGCAACUGAGCUGGAGGAAUGUACAACUAAAGAAGAAAUACCAUAUAUUCCAUACAAGUUAGCUGCAUUAUAUAUCAUCAAGAUUGUAAAAGAUAUGCAGCAAAUGAAAAACAAGCACAUGAAGAUAAUCAGACAAAUAGAAAAUAUAAAGACAGAAAACCAGGAGCAGACUGUAACUACUAUAAAGAAACAUUAUGGUGAGAAAAUGAGAAGUCUGAAAUCCCAGUUAGAUGCUUACCGGAAGCUGAUGAACAAGAGCAACACACACUGGCAAGAGAGAGUUAAGAGCCUGAAGGAAAGAAACAGACAACUGAUUCAAGAGAAGGAAGACCUUCUUCACCAAAUGAAGCAACAAACAGAGAAAUGGGAAGAAGAAAAGGUCUGGAUUCUAGAAAACUUGUGUAAAAACCUAGAUCAUCUUUAUACCCAGCACACACUGACUUUGCAGGAACUUCACAACAUCAGUCUAUAUGUGGAAAAAGUGUAUGACCUCAUGAAUUUCCAGAUAAAAAUUCUUCAGCAAAAGUCUGAAAAGACAGAAGGAGAAAAAGUGGAUGUGUCAGAGGUUUUAGAAUUAAAAAUGGAACAAGUAACUAAUGAAGAAGAAAAGCCUGAAUGGUCAAUGGGAAAGGGAUAUCUUUUGCAAGCACACGCCUUGCUGCAGAAGAUACAGGAAUCUUUACAGAAACGAGAGAGAGAAGUCACUGAACUCCUACAAAGUGAAAGAAGAUGCAACAAGACAAUGAAACCUCAAAUCACAGUGCUAAUGUUCUUGAAAACUCUUGUCAAGAAGGUUUACACUAUAUAUUAUGAUGUUCCUGGGGCACAACAGUACAUCAGUCAGCUUAUCAGGAAGAAUGAGGAUGAAAGGGCUGAUCGGAAAGAAGCUUUUAAUAACGCUCAGGCUGACUUUCUGUGCUAUGAAGCAUUUUAUGGAAAUGAACUUAUGGAUGACAAAAGGACACAGCUCUCAACGAAGCUUUUCAGAAAUCUUGGAAAAGCAAAGUCUGAUUUAGAAUAUGUUGAAACAGAGAAAAUUGUGUUUGAUUGUAUCCAGACAGGGGAAAUCCCUAACUGCAUUAAAAGAGAUUGUCUUUAUGUAUCCUUGACAGAAGACCCUGCAACAUGCUCUGAGGAGACAGAGCCACCAUCCAGAGAAACUCAUGCAGAAGUUUAAAAUGGAAACCAAACU
Molecule: messenger RNA, 1669 nt
Organism: Athene cunicularia (burrowing owl)
Lineage: Eukaryota; Metazoa; Chordata; Aves; Strigiformes; Strigidae
Product: centrosome-associated protein CEP250-like
Exons: 14
Coding region: 14-1654 (546 amino acids)
Source: RefSeq, a predicted model, not a curated record